AUGGUAUAUUUCUGUAUUAUUAUUGCUUUUGUUUUUUUGCAUAUAAUCUGUGAUUUUAAUUACUUUCUGCGGACUGUUUUUACUGUUAUUACAAGUCGUUUUUGUGAAAACAAAUGUUCUUUGGAUGACGUUACUACUAUUUAUGGUCUUUGUACUUUACAAGAUUGCGAUGUAUUCUUCAAGAGUAUUCGCACGGCCAGAUUAGUACGCGAAAUCGAUUUCGCGAGAUACCAUUUUUACGAGAGAGUCGGUAUUUACGAACGCAGUAUAGAAUUGGGUGUAAAAUCAUUGCAAGGAUCAACAAUGACUGUGGUUUGUGAGCCUCUUCCAAUUUUUGCGCUCUACAAAAUUAAUACUAAGCUAGUUUACUGGGACGAAAGAUCUCUUUUUUUCGAACAUGAAGUAGUUACAUUGCGGGAUGGUAAAGUCAGACAUCUCUUGAUAUCUCGGCAAUAUGCUAUUGGUUCUACUAAAGAAACAACGGAGGCUCUUCUAAAAGGUCUACCCGGCUCAAGUAAUAGACCAAAAUGUCCACCACACAUCGAACGUUGGUUGAGCAGUAUGCAAAAAUCAAGUGAUAAGCUUCGUAAUAAACAAUAA
This is a messenger RNA of Pieris macdunnoughi, 600 nucleotides long. The record is from the annotation of a GenBank genome assembly. NCBI's taxonomy places the organism in Eukaryota, Metazoa, Arthropoda, Insecta, Lepidoptera, Pieridae.